AUGGCUUCCGCUGAUCAAGCCUCUUCGAAUCUUGUUCUAGAUCCAGUGGAUUCUUCGGAUUCUAAUGAAUUGAAUCCCAAUCCAUACUGCUUGAAGAGUGGUGAUAAUCCUGGUUCUAUUCUGGUCACUGAGCUUUUGAUUGGACGUAUCAAUUAUCCAUCCUGGUCACGAGUAAUGGUUAUUGCUCUCACUGCCAAGAACAAAAUUGAGUUCAUCAAUGGUGUUAUCGGCAAACCAGAAGCCAAUUCUCCACUGUACAAAGCUUGGACUCUUGCAAACACAAUGGUUCUUUCUUGGAUAUACAACUCUGUGAACAAGAACAUCAAAUCUAGUGUGAUGUACAACGAGACUACUAGGCAGAACAAUCUUUUGGUGAGUGAUUACUUCACUAAUUUCAAGACACUUACUGAUGAAUUGAUGAAUUGUGAUCCUUUGCCUGAAUGUUCUUGUGGAGCAAUGAGGAUUUUGACUGAAAAAUUUGAGAAAGAUUGUGUAAUGAAGUUCUUAAUGGGACUGAAUGAGAACUAUGCUGCAAUUCGAACUCAAGUCCUCAUGGCUGAACCAAUGCCUGAUCUGAAUAAGGUGUAUUCUAUGGUUCUUCAUGAGGAAAUGCAAAAGAACAUUAGUUCAUCCUCCUCCUCUGAGAUUGAAGCAGCUGCUUUGUAUUCUAAUGUAAGUGCUAAGCCUAAUUCAGGGAAUAGGUAUGGGAAUCGAAAGGAAAGGCCAAUUUGCAGUCAUUGUGGCAUUUAA
This is a messenger RNA of Quercus robur (English oak), 750 nucleotides long. RefSeq lists its product as uncharacterized. The record is from RefSeq and is a predicted model, not a curated record. Lineage: Eukaryota; Viridiplantae; Streptophyta; Magnoliopsida; Fagales; Fagaceae. Bases 1 to 750 code for a protein of 249 amino acids. The transcript has 2 exons.